Molecule: messenger RNA, 644 nt
Organism: Girardinichthys multiradiatus
Lineage: Eukaryota; Metazoa; Chordata; Actinopteri; Cyprinodontiformes; Goodeidae
Exons: 4
Coding region: 118-549 (143 amino acids)
Source: RefSeq, a predicted model, not a curated record
AAUUUCCCCAUUUAGACAAGGAGACGAAACAAUGAGCGCAGCGUCAUCGCCGCAGCUACAGCCCGUUUGCACCUUCUUAGCGCGAACUCCUCCAUUCUUCAGUGCGCACUUUGCAGGAUGGGAUGCUCCACCAGCUCUCAAACUUCAGCGGUAGACACGACUCGACCCAACAGCAAGCCCGAGGAGAGUAACGGAACCAGCACCAAAGGGGCGGCCGAGGAGAAUGGAACGGUAGCCGAGGACAGUGAGACCAUUCCAGACCAAGCACCAGCUGAAGGCAGCAAUGCUAAACCUGAGAGCAAAGCUACUGCAGCAGCUACAUCUACAGAAAGCUCUCCUGCAAGCCUCCCAGCAGGGCAGGAGUCCCCGCCUUCAGCAGACACCAAACCGGCAACAGCAGGAGGAGCAGAAGAUGCACCAGUGGAGGGACCGCCUGCAGACAGCUCUGCUAAAGCAGAACCUAGCUCCCCAGAAGUUGCAGCUCCAGAGCAAGGCACAACGACUGAUUCAGAGCCCCAACCAGAGGUGGCACUGGCACCCAGCGAGUGAAGCAUGACAUGCUUGACCACACAGAUGGGUUUGCUGGAAGAGUCGCUCCCUGUCUGUAUGCAUGAGUGAAAGUAUGUCUUAGUGGGAGUUUGAGG